AUGGAAAGCAAUGGUGAAGCAGAAAACAGUUGUGAGAAAGUUUGUUCUCCAUCAUCAGAAAAGCCAUCACCAAUGAAGAAGAACAACAAGAAGAACAAGAAGAAGAAGCUUUGUUGCAGAUAUUGUAACAAGAAGUUCUGCAGUUACCAAGCCUUGGGUGGACAUCAGAAUGCACACAAGGCAGAAAGAGCAGUAGCACAGAGAGAGAAGAUUCUGAACAUGGCUUCUGCAUCUGACAGAAGUUCAUAUGUUGCUGGCUUUGUUGAUUCAAACAACUGUUAUGGAUUGAGAGAAAAAUCAUGUGGGGUGUCAGCAAUUUCCAUGACUCAUUUCAAGCCAUAUUUUGGACUCAAACAUGAUUAUCAAUGGUUAGGGCAGUAUACUUCGGAUUAUGUUCAAGACACCAUUCUAAAGUUGCAGACUUUGAAUGCUGAAGGAAGUGGAUUUCAUCAACAUCACACAUCAUAUCAACCUUUAAAUUUUUCUAUACUUGGAGGUGAAAAACCAAAUUCAGGGUCAUUGUUUAAUACUGAUAAGGAAAAAGAUUCUGCAGUGAUAUCUCAUAAUGAAAUCACAAUGAUGCAUGAUUUGAAUGUCAAGAAUUCAAAUUCUGAUGAAGAAAAUGGUUUUUCUGCAAUGGCUACUGAUAAUGGAGUGGUGGAGGAACUUGAUUUGACUCUCAAGAUUGCCAAUGGAGUGAUGGAGGAGCUUGAUUUGACUCUCAAGAUUUGA
Molecule: messenger RNA, 732 nt
Organism: Vigna radiata var. radiata (mung bean)
Lineage: Eukaryota; Viridiplantae; Streptophyta; Magnoliopsida; Fabales; Fabaceae
Product: zinc finger protein 1-like
Exons: 1
Coding region: 1-732 (243 amino acids)
Biological process (GO): negative regulation of abscisic acid-activated signaling pathway
Source: RefSeq, a predicted model, not a curated record